AUGGUGGGAAAUGAAGAGAACCAAACAUUCUUAGACUUUCCUUAUGAUCUCUUACAACUUAUAGUUACCCAUCUUCCAUUAAAAGACAACAUCCGUGCUUCUACUGUCUCCAAAACAUGGCAACAAGCUUGUCUUUCCGUUAGAGUUCCAGAUACACCUCCUUGGCUCAUCUACUUUUCCAAAACAGAGGAGUCAUCAUGUGAACUCUAUGACCCAACAACGCAGAAAACGUACAGUCUUGAGUUUCCUGAGCUCUCUGGCUCUCGUGUUUGUCACUCAAAAGAAAGUUGGUUACUCAUGUACAAUCCCAACUCGUUUGAACUCUUCUUCUUCAAUCCGUUUACUCGUGAUCUCAUCCCCUUGCCACCUCUUUGGAUGGCUUAUGAUCAGAGAAUGUCUUUCUCUUGUGCUCCUACGUCAAGUAACUGUCUCUUGUUCACAGUCAGGGAUGUAAAUGUGGAUAACAACAUCACCGUCAAGACAUGUUGUCCUAAUGAUAAAGAGUGGAAGACAUUUGUGUUCAAGAAUCAGUUACCUGACAACAUCACUUUCGAGCAGAUUGUUUUUUCCAAUAGAGUCUUUUACUGCCUCACAAACACUGGCCACUUAUCGAUCUUUAACCCGUCUUUGAGCUCUUGGAACGUUCUUGGAGUACCUCUUAAACAUCAUGGAAGCAACGGAUGUUUCAUGACACAACACCAAGGAGAGAUUUUCCUCAUAUACAUGUACAGCCACAUGAACCCAACAGUGCUUAGACUUGACUCUACAAGCUGUGAGUGGACUGAGAGGAAGACACUGGGUGGCUUGACGAUCUACGCUAGUGCUUUGUGUUCUGAAGUUAGAGCUGAGCAGAAGCAGCCAAGUGGAAUAGAGAACUGUCUGUGUCUCUCUGUGUUCCAUGGAUUCAAGAGGACUUGUGUAUACUAUAAGGUUGAUGAAGAAGAGAGUGUAGUUUCCUUGAAGUGGAAAAAGUCUGAUCCUUAUGCUAAUAUUUGGAUCAUGCCAGCCCUAAAUGAUGUACUUAAUCAACUUCUCUAG
Molecule: messenger RNA, 1038 nt
Organism: Eruca vesicaria subsp. sativa (arugula)
Lineage: Eukaryota; Viridiplantae; Streptophyta; Magnoliopsida; Brassicales; Brassicaceae
Source: the annotation of a GenBank genome assembly